UAGCUACGACUGGACCGCAAUGAAAAGAUAACUGGCGACAUUAUCUGCUCAUUUUUGAGCAUUACGGGUCUCAUUUCGUAGUUAAAUUGAGAGGAAGCGGUCCGAGACUCCAGCCGCUAACACGUUCCCAUGACAGAAAGGGCUACCCAGAGGAACGAUGGAUAAGACCUCCAACUAGCGCCUGAUGACCUUUAUCAUUUAUUCAGUCUGAAUCAUGGAAGGUAAUGACAAUGUGCCUCUAAACAUAACACAGCUGCAGACCGAUGUGUGCAGCACCGAGGAGGGAGGAGAAGUCUUCAGCAAAGUGGAAAAUGGAGUAAAUCCACUACCUUCUGAUUCAUUUAACGGGAGUGUGACAGGACUGAACAAAGGAGGGCUCAUUAAUAACGCGGACAAUCCUGCCCCCUCUGGUGUAAGUCCCAGCGCUGAACCUUCAGGAGGAGUGGCGCUUAAAGUAGCUACAACGGUACUCCACCCAGUGUGUCUGGGAGACAGUCCGCUGAUGUUGCCCAUCCAUCUUCAGAUGGCUGGAGCAUCCGGGCCUCAGCUCGGUCAGAUGGGGACAGCGCCGUACUUGAUAACCAGCCAAAACCCCGUUUCCCUUCCUCUGGUUUUGGACCAGCAGGUGAUCCAGCACAUGAAUCCCUCUGUUAUCCCACAGAACACGGGCUGCGCACAGUUGCCCCUCCAAAACAACGUCCUCUGUCAGAAUCCUUUGACAUUUGGUUUACCUCCAGCUGUUGACCCGAAGGCAGCAGGACAGGGUCAGGAUGGCAACCUGCUCUCUCUCCUGCAGAAUCCGUCUUUUGCGGCCAUCAUACAGGACCUCUUCACUCAGCAGGCAGGUUCGUCCACCUGUCAGUCACCAGGCUCUGCCUUCUUCCCCCUCCCUUCUCUCACACCUCCCUACACCUCCCCUUUGGCUCCGCUGGUUCCUCCGGCUACACUUUUAGUCCCGUACCCGGUCAUCAUUCCCCUGCCAGUGCCUCUGCCCGUCCCUCUCCCUAUCCCCAUUCCUGUCCCUCAGAUGGAAGACUCAAAGGGGAACAUGCCAAAACCAGUUUGCACUGUGAGUAAAAGCACUCAGACGUCACCGGAAGAUACUACCUCUGCUACACUAUCCUCAAGGAAAUGCUCGCCGCCAUUCAAGUCGCAAAAUGUGUCCCCAUCCUCUCUGUCUCCAGAGGAGGGACAGGUUCUAGACCUCUCUGUCAAGUCGUGUCCAAUUGAGCCAAAACAAGAAUAUCCCAGUCCGCAGCACGACAGUGUGCUUGAUUUGUCAGUGACUGGUUUCAGGAAAAAGUGUGUUCAGUCAGACAGACAAGUAGCUUUACAGCCAGCUCAAGGUACGAGCAGCACCGCCUUGUCUCUGGGAGUUGAAUGCACUCAGAGUUUAGAUUCCAAACUCCUGGGCAGCCUGGCGUCUCUGGAGUUCAGCCGGCAGCACAAGUGGCUGGUUGAUACUAGUGCUGCCGGAUCUAGCUCUCUGGGUCAAGAAGCAUCGCUCAGCGGAGCUGGAAACCUUGAGAUUGUGAGCACCUCGCAGACAGCCAAGGUCAUCGUCUCUGUGAAAGACGCGAUCCCAGCCAUUCUCUGUGGGAAGAUAAAAGGCCUUUCAGGAGUCUCCACCAAGAAUUUCUCCAUCAAACGGGACGGCAUCCAGGGACCGUCUCUGCAGCAGUUCUACGGGAUGCCCUCAGUGUCACACGGGGAGCCGCAAGACCCUAACAACCCUCAUAAAAAGGUUUCGAAAAACAGAGCUAUCAAACUGAAGAAGGUCAGCUCACAAGAGAUCCACUUCCUUCCCAUCAAGAAGCCGAGACUUGCAGCACUGCUCCCCAGGAAGUGAGAGCGCUCCCAAGAGAGGGAUUAAUCCCUGGACAGAUCUCUGGUAAUCCCAGAGAGUAGAACAUGAAACACACGUGGGGACAUUCUCUAAUCCAAAUCAAAUACUAAUCAAUCAAGGAGUUUGGCUCGAAAAGUGAGGCUCACGAGUGUCUGACAGUGUAACAUUAUGAAAUGCUUUGUUUUUGUUUUAACAUCCAGUGUUAUUCUGAACCACAACGGUUUGUGACAAUGUUGUGUUUGGCAGCUCAGUUGGUUUUCUGUGAUAAAGGACAUGUUUUACUUUACAAUUAACAGAAAAUACACUUUUUCUAUUCUUUAAUUUGGGUUUAUAACUUUUUAUUUUUUCCACAUAUAUGCGCACUGAAGACCUAUAAAUUCUGUACUGGGAAGUCAUAAUCAAGAUUGUUCAGCGGUGCCCCGUCAUUAGAAAUGAACAUGGUCAUCAUUAGAUUGCUCAGGUCGCUCUUUCCUGAUUGGCUGCACUGCAAAAACUGCUCAUUUUUUAGACAGUAAAAAAAAAAAGCCUUGUUUCAAGAAAAUUGGUCUUACUAUUCUCAGUCUAUGCCAGGGUACUGGAGAGGAGAAUUUGGUCAAUAGUGGAGCUCUAUACCCUCUGCAGGGUAUUGAGGGGUUCAUGGGAAGUUGCCCAAUCAGUCCACAUGUGCCAUAUGCAUCUGGAGAAGGCAUUUGACCGUGUCCCUCGUGGCACUUUGUGGGGGGCUCAGUGAGUAUGGGGUCCGGGGCCCUCUGUUACGGGCUGUUAGGUCUCUGUAUGAUCGGAGCAGGAGAUUGGUUCACAUUGCCGGCAGUAAGUCAGACUUGUUCCCAGUGCAUGUUGGACUUUGGGAACCACAGAAUUCCAUCUCUGCUUUUUGCGGAUGAUGUUGUCCUGUUGACUUCAUCAGGCCAGGACCUUCAGCAUGUUGGGGCGGUUUGCAGUGGGUGGAAUGAGAAUCAGCACCUCCAAAACCAAGACCCUGGCUCUCCACCGGGAAAGGGUGGCGUGCCUUCUCCGGGUGGGUGGAGAAGUCCUGCUUCAGGUGGAGGAGUUCAAGUAUCUCGGGGUUUUGUUCACUAGUGAGGGAACAAUGGAGCGUGAGAUUGACAGACGGAUCGGUGCAGCGUCCGCAGUUAUGCGGUCGAUGUACCGGACCGUCGUGGUGAAGAAGGAGCGGAGUCGAAAGGCGAAGCUCUCGAUUUACCGGUCAAUCUACGCCCCUACCCUCACCUAUGGUCAUGAACUUUGGGUAGUGACCGAAAAGACAAGAUCGUGGAUACAAGCGGCCGAGAUGAGUUUCCUCCGCAGGGUGGCUGGACGCUCCCUUAGAGAUAGGGUGAGGAGUUCGUCACCCGGGAGGAGUUCGGAGUCGAGCCGCUGCUCCUUCACAUUGAGAGGAGUCAGCUGAGGUGGCUUGGACAUCUGUACCGGAUCCACCUGGAUGCCUCCCUAGGGAGGUGUUCCAGGCAUGUCCCUCCUCCCUAGGGAGGUGUUCCAGGCAUGUCCCACCGGGAAGAGACCCCGGGGAAGACCCAGGACACGCUGGAGAGACUGUGUCUCUCGGCUGGCCUGGGAACGCCUCGGACUCCCCCCUGGAGGAGCUGGAGGAAGUGUCUGGGGUGAGAGAAGUCUGGGCAUCUCUGUUGAGACUGCUGCCCCCCGACCCAGUACUGGUUAAGCAGAAGAAGAUGGAUGGAUGGAUGGAUGGAUGGAUGGAUGGAUGGAUGGAUGGAUGGAUGGAUGGAUGGAUGGAUGAAUGGAUGGAUGGAUGGAUGGAUGGAUGGAUGGAUGGAUGGAUGGAUGGAUGGAUGGAUGGUCGGUCGGUCUUACUAUUUGUCUAGUGCCUAGACUAUUUACCUAGUUUUAAGAAGUGUAGUCAACAUUUUUCUCACCUCAGUGGCAGUUAUUUUUGCUGGAUUUAAGACAGUUUGACUAGUUAGGAAUAUUAGGCAUAUUUCUUGUGGGGCUGCUUCUGCAACGUGCACCAAAGCUAAGAAGAGCAAGACCAGAACCACAACCUCACUGAGUAAAUGGUGACAGCAGUUUUCAUUCACAAGAUAGUGUCUUUGUUUUGCAGCAAAGCAUUUUUUUUGUUUGUUUUGCUCUGACUCUACAUUCAAAGACAUUCUGUGAGCCUGUUCAAAUAGAGAGCAUUUACUAGCUUUGAUGUUUUAAUUGCUGGCUGAAUUAGCCAAAGCUAAUGAAAUGCCUCACAGCAAGUGUUUAAAACACUGUAACUCGCUGCUGUUUUCAUUAAGUUAUUAAGGAAGGAAUUAAGGAAUUAUUAAGGAAUCUAGAUGAGUUUGUUUUUAUAAAGUCAACUCCUCAUUUAAAUCAUCUGGGAGAUGAGGGGAAGUUGGCUUCUUUGCUUAAAUGAGAAAACAAUGUUUUGUGUGUCAGUUUUUACUAGAGUCAGUAUUGAUCGGACUCCACCUCCCCGUUAUCAGACAUGCCUGUGUGAAAAAAAAUGUUGUUUCUUGUGAUUUGGUGUCAUUUUUUUGUUGGUUUUGUGGACCAUGGUAUUUCUUGCCCUCACGAUCACGACGACAGUUGUGAAUGUGGACUGUAUUGCUCUGUGUGUGUAUGUUUAUUUAACAUAUUGAGUGCACUUUGUCAUGAUUUAGUUGAAAAGGUCCCAGGGUGUCCUAUCCAGUCUGCUUAAACUGCAUUGCUGCCUUUGUUCCUGCAGAAGUUAUGUAAAUCUGAAAGCUGAAGGCCAAGAACUAAUAACAGCCAUAUGGAGACGGUCUUGACAAACAGAAAUGGAAAAUAUCUAGAAGCUUGACUUUUACCGGUUCUUUAUUUAUGUCCAUGUUCUGAAAGCUAUCCCAGAACAUUCAGUCAUGCGUCCACUUCAACAGAGAGCUCUGUGGUUUAGCAGGUUGAACUGAUCACUUUAGUUGGACUGGACCUCCACUAAUUUAUUAUUUGUACAACUUUUAUUUAUACAGUGUGUUCAUGUACUGGAUAGUCAGGAGACAAAGAGUGACUGGAUAUCAAGACACAGCUCCCUUUGUAUGUGUGAAGCACUCUUCGCUUCUGACAGCAGUUUAAAUUAAAGUGUCAGUGAUGAAUCACUAGCUGAAAUGUGCUGGUGGUUAAAUAUUUGCUUACUGUGCAGUGUGUGCUUUUUAUAUGGAAGUGAACUAAAAUCUCUUGAGUCCAAAUCUGCUCUUUCUGCCUGUUUUUACUCCAAAGGUGACCGUUUUUAUUAAUAAAACUGGUUUGAAAUGAGAGGACAUUGUUAAAAUCAUCCACUAAAGCAACAAGAUACUGGUGAACCAGUAACAAUCCAAUCAAAAUGAAUAAAAAUGCUUCAUGCUUCAUUUACCAAAAUGAUCUAAACAGUUUUUUCUUUGCACAUGGUUUCUAUUAAAUUUAUUUGGUUCCAAUAAUUAAGCAUUUAAAUUAAGCUCAUUAAUGGCAACAACAAAGUAUAAAAUAUUUAUUAUUGAGGUGUGUUAGCAGAACAAUUAUGAGGUAA
Cololabis saira (Pacific saury) is the source of this 5330-nucleotide messenger RNA. RefSeq names its product retinoic acid-induced protein 2. Gene Ontology annotation, biological process: animal organ development. The transcript is spliced from 2 exons. Gene Ontology annotation, cellular component: nucleus. The record is from RefSeq and is a predicted model, not a curated record. Lineage: Eukaryota; Metazoa; Chordata; Actinopteri; Beloniformes; Belonidae. Bases 215 to 1849 code for a protein of 544 amino acids.